AUGUCGCAGCCAUGGGAUUACAUCGCAAAGCUUGUUUGUAUUGGUGAUUCCGGCACCGGUAAAUCCAGCCUCACCAUCCGGCUUUGUGAAGGCCGCUUCUCCGCAUCCCACGAUGUAACAAUCGGCGUCGAAUUCGGCUCGCGCAUCGUCCCCGUCGGACCCCCCGCAUCAGAUGCGCUGGGCCUAGAUUUUGAGUUCUCUCAACCUUCCCCAACAUCCCCAUCAUCAUCAUCAUUGGCCCACAUCCCCGUGCUCCCCCCUUUUUCAACGAUCUCCUCGAAUCCCCAUGGUUCCACGACGUUAAUGAACGGAAAUGACCCCACCAAACGAAAACAUACCCGGACCCAUAUCCAAACUCAACAACCCGCUGCCGCCGGCCUCCCCGCCCCACCACGCAAGCCACGAACACCCGUCGUGCAAAAGCGCAUGAAGCUCUCCCUCUGGGAUACAGCGGGCCAAGAAACAUACAAAUCCAUCACACGUUCCUAUUUCCGCGGCGCCUCCGGUGCCCUCCUCGUCUUCGACAUCACACGCCCUGCCACCUUCGCCUCGCUGACCCAGUGGCUGCAAGAUCUGCGCCAGAUCGCAGAGGAAGGCAUAGUGGUUGUGUUAGUCGGGAACAAGAGUGACCUGGCUGCUUCAGAAGCAGUGGACGGAAAUAACUGCUCCAGUGACCAACAACAUCAACAACAACCCUACAAAACGAUAGUUACACGGGAGGAAGCGGAGGCCUGGUGUCGGACGAAUAAUGUAUCCCGCUAUGUGGAGACGAGCGCCAAGUCAGGGGAAGGUGUGGAGAGAGCCUUUCUGGAAGUUGCAGAGCGGAUAUACCGUAACAUCGAGGCCGGGAGGUAUGAUCUGAACGAUCGGCGGAGUGGCGUCAAGGGUUUUGGAGCCACUGGUGGUGCUGGUGGUGGUCCUAGGCGCGUGCAGAGGACUGUCACGCUUGGCGUUAACGAUGCCAUGGAAAGGAGGGGGAAUGGCUGUUGUUAA
Messenger RNA from Paracoccidioides brasiliensis Pb18, 993 nucleotides. RefSeq lists its product as uncharacterized. Gene Ontology annotation, molecular function: GTP binding; GTPase activity. Gene Ontology annotation, cellular component: endosome. The transcript has 2 exons. The record is from RefSeq and is a predicted model, not a curated record. The coding region runs from base 1 to 993 and encodes 330 amino acids. Gene Ontology annotation, biological process: regulation of endocytosis.